Molecule: messenger RNA, 1740 nt
Organism: Microthlaspi erraticum
Lineage: Eukaryota; Viridiplantae; Streptophyta; Magnoliopsida; Brassicales; Brassicaceae
Source: the annotation of a GenBank genome assembly
AUGGAUGCUGGACACAUCAUUCUGGGAAGGCCAUGGCAAUCUGAUAGGCGUGUCUGCAUGAUGGCUUUACAAACAAGUACACCUUCCUUCACAAGGGGCGUAAGACCACUCUCAUUCCCUUUAACCCCUCAAGAGGUGUAUGAAGAUCAAGUUCAGUUGAGUGGCCAAAGACUAAACCUCAAGCCAAGAAGGAACCAACCAAAUCCAACAAGAUUUCCAGGAUGUGUUUCCAGAGAUUGUCCCAAGGGAUUGCCACCAGUCAGAGGCAUUGAGCAUCAAAUAGACUUUGUCCCUGGAUCCACUCUUCCAAACCGUCCAGCAUACAGAACCAAUCCUGUGGAAACCAAAGAACUCCAGCGCCAAAUAGAUGAGCUUAUGGAUAAGGGUCACAUCAGGGAAAGCAUGAGUCCUUGUGCUGUUCCUGUUCUUCUUGUGCCCAAGAAAGAUGGGAGUUGGCGCAUGUGUGUGGACUGCAGAGCCAUCAACAAUAUCACUGUAAAGUAUCGACAUCCUAUCCCUAGACUUGAUGAUAUGCUUGAUGAGUUGCAUGGUUCUAGCAUUUUCUCUAAAAUUGAUUUAAAAAGUGGUUAUCAUCAGAUUAGAAUGAAAGAAGGUGAUGAAUGGAAAACUGCAUUUAAAACUAAACAUGGUCUUUAUGAAUGGCUUGUCAUGCCAUUUGGUCUCACUAAUGCACCUAGUACAUUCAUGCGCUUAAUGAACCAUAUCCUGAGAAACUUCAUUGGUCAUUUUGUUGUGGUUUACUUUGAUGACAUCUUGAUUUACAGCAAGAACCUUGAAGAGCAUCUAGAUCACCUUGCAUCUGUCCUGUCUGUGCUAAGAAAAGAAAAAUUGUUUGCCAAUCUUAAGAAAUGUACUUUUUGCACAGAUAAUGUGGUUUUUCUAGGCUUUGUUGUGAGUGCAGAUGGAGUCAAGGUGGAUGAAGAGAAAGUUGCAGCAUCAGAGAAUGGCCAAGUCCUAAGACAUACCUUGGCCGCACCUUUAACUGAAGUCAUCAAGAAAGAAGUUGGAUUCAAGUGGGAGAAAGCACAGGAGGAUGCUUUCCAGGCUCUCAAGGAUCGCUUGACUAAUGCCCCUGUUCUUAUUUUACCUGACUUCUUAAAAACUUUUGAGAUUGAAUGUGAUGCUUCAGGUAUAGGCAUUGGAGCUGUCUUGAUGCAGGACAAGAAGCCAAUUGCUUUCUUUAGUGAAAAGCUUGGAGGAGCCACUCUCAACUAUCCAACCUAUGACAAAGAACUCUAUGCCUUGGUCCGCGCUUACAAACUUGGCAACACUAUCUCUGGCCAAAGGAGUUUGUCAUCCACACAGACCAUGAAUCUCUCAAACAUCUCAAGGGCCAACAGAAGCUCAACAAGAGGCAUGCCAGGUGGGUUGAGUUCAUUGAGACAUUCCCAUAUGUCAUCAAGUACAAAAAAGAUAAAAGACUUGUAUGCUUCUGAUUCUGAUUUUGCUGAGAUCUAUAAGUCUUGUUCUAAGUUUGCUUUUGGCCGAUACUACAGACAAGAUGGGUUUCUCUUUUAUGAGAACCGUCUCUGUGUGCCUAAUUGUUCUUUGAGGGAUUUGUUUGUCAGGGAAGCACAUGGAGGAGGCUUGAUGGGACACUUUGGUGUGGCCAAAACACUUCAAGUUAUGCGUGAUCACUUUCAUUGGCCGCACAUGAUCAGAGAUGUGGAGAGGAUUUGUUCUAGGUGUGCAACUGAUGAUAGGAUUUUGCGUGGAUGA